Hippocampus zosterae (dwarf seahorse) is the source of this 3245-nucleotide messenger RNA. RefSeq names its product transforming growth factor beta receptor 2b (gene tgfbr2b). Bases 295 to 1920 code for a protein of 541 amino acids. The transcript has 7 exons. NCBI's taxonomy places the organism in Eukaryota, Metazoa, Chordata, Actinopteri, Syngnathiformes, Syngnathidae. Gene Ontology annotation, molecular function: type I transforming growth factor beta receptor binding; activin receptor activity; ATP binding. Gene Ontology annotation, biological process: heart development; transforming growth factor beta receptor signaling pathway; protein phosphorylation. The record is from RefSeq and is a predicted model, not a curated record. Gene Ontology annotation, cellular component: signaling receptor complex; plasma membrane.
AUGCUUCAAGACGUUUGGGAGCCACACGAGCAUGACUAAAGGGGGAGGAAGAGAAGAAAAAAAAAUGUCCAACCCCUCAGAAGAUUUCCUGUUUCAUGAAAAGUGCUCGUACAGUGAGUGAGUCAUAUAGGGUUCGUCCUGCCCAGUUGUGUUUACUCUCACACAGCAGCUGAAGGGGGGGGGGAGAGAGCAACAAGCGGACCGAAGAAAGUUCGCUUGAGUCUGGAUAUUAACUCCUUGGUCAAAGCUUCGGCUAAUUAAUGAGAAAGAGAGGGGGGCAUUGUCCGUUUCUUCAUGGAGCUACUUCGCUUUUCCGCUUUCUGGUGUGGAGCGAUACUCUGUGGUAGUAUUGUGCUCGAGCGGGCGGAUUCGUACAUCAUCAAGAUGCGAAGACUGUGCAAGUUUUGCGACGUGCAACCGACCAGCUGCGCCGGUCGAGGAAGCUGCAAGGUGGAAUGUGACAUCACCUCCAUCUGCACACAUGACGACGACGUGUGUGUCGCUAUUUGGAGGAAGAAAGACGACAACGUCACGUUUGACACCGUCUGCCACAACCCGGCCCACAAGCUGUAUGGCCUGGUCCUGGAUGACUACAACAACAGCAAGUGCGAGAUGAAAGAAAGGAAGGGCAUGGGCUCGUCGUUCUUCAUGUGCUCUUGCUCUGAGGACGAGUGCAACGAACGGAUCAUCUUUAACGCCCACGUGGAUUCGCAGGUGGCCGUCAUCCUAGUGAGCCUGGUUCCUCUUCUGGUCAUGGCGAUCGUGGUCAUUACUUCGUUCUACUGUUAUCGAGUGUACCGCCAGCGCAGGGCCAACGCCAAGCGCAAGAAAGGCACGCCUCUGGACUUCGGCGACGCUCACGCCAUCAUGGGGGACGACGAAGGCUCCGACAGCAGCUCCACGCUCGCCAACAACCUCAACCACAAUACGGAGCUGUUGCCAAUCGAGCUGGACAUCCAGGUGGGCAAAGGUCGCUUUGCCGAAGUUUACAAAGCCAAACUCAAGCAGGGCUCCUCCGUCAGCGACGAGCAGGGUUUCGAGACCGUGGCGGUCAAGAUUUUCUCCUACGAGGAGUACGCGUCCUGGAAGAACGAGAAGGACAUUUUCUCGGAUGCCGACCUGAGGCACGAAAACGUGCUCCACUUCCUGACGGCCGAGGAGAGGAAACUACAGAGACAGUACUGGCUGAUCACCGCGUACCAGCCGAGGGGAAACCUCCAAGAUUACUUGACCCACCAUAUUGUCAGCUGGCACGACUUGUGGUUGCUGGGAGGCUCGCUCGCCAGCGGAUUGGCUCACCUGCACAGCGACCACACGUCGUGCGGCCGCUACAAAGUGCCGAUUGCGCACAGGGACAUUAAGAGCUCCAACAUACUCGUGAAGGGUGACCUGACCUGCUGCCUGUGUGACUUUGGCCUGGCGCUCCGGCUGGACAAUUCCCUCUCUGUGGAUGAGUUAGCAAACAGUGGACAGGUGGGGACCGCCAGGUACAUGGCGCCGGAGGUGCUGGAGUCCAGGAUCAACUUGGAAAACAUCGAGUCCUUUAAACAGGCCGACGUGUAUUCCAUGGCGCUCGUUCUGUGGGAGAUGAUUUCCAGGUGCAGCGCUAUCGGAGAGGUAAAAGAGUAUGAGCCUCCCUUUGGAAAUUUAAGGGAGCACCCUUGUGUAGAGAGCAUGAAGGACAGCGUGCUCCGAGACAGAGGAAGACCUGAGAUUCCCAACAGCUGGAUCAACCACACAGGCAUCCAGUUGGUCUGUUCCUCCAUCGACGACUGCUGGGACCACGAUCCGGAAGCCCGCCUGACAGCGCAGUGCGUGGCCGAGCGCUUCGAAGACAUGGAGUACUUGGACAAGCUGUCCGACUGCUCCGACUCGGAGGAGAAGAUCCCCGAAGAAAUCAUUGUGGUGGAUGAGAAGUAGGGCUCCAAACACCCCCCCUCCCCUUCCCCCACCGUCUUGGGCGACUUGAGAGCAAACUGGAAACAUCUGAGGUUAACUCCAAACGCGGAUGGACAUUUUGGACCGUUGUCAUCUCAUCUACACGUCCGGUCCCUCGCGGACUGGAUCACAAACCAACAGGGAUUAUCACAAAGAUUAAUCUUUUAACCCAAAUACUUUUGCACUUUAUUGUUUAUCGAUGCACACUAAAACGGCAUAUGUUUUAAGUGCCGCUUAUAUGUCAGGACAAAUCAUUUUCAGGCAUACCAAUUAAAAGGAAUAUUUAAAAGAAGAGCUUUAGGUUUGAGACAUCUUCAUAUGGCAAGACUGCUAAUGACACAAAUGUCCCACACGUUGUUCGUUUGUGCGGCCUUAACUGGUUGUGACAGACCAGUGACGCACGCGUAAAGAAUCCACAGCGCCAAUGUGUUAAAAGCCACUUUGAAACCAGAAAUCAGCCUCGAAAGGACACAAAUAAAAAAAAGUGUGUGUGCGUGUUGUACAGUAAAAGAGGAAGUCUGUUUAAUCAUUGCCAGACAUUAAAGGGGAAUAAGGUAUGUGCAGUCUGUUUAAAAAAAAAAAAUAGAGGGAAAAAAAUCUAACCAUAAAGUUGCAGCCUGCUGCACGAAAAAGCCAAAUUCUUUUUUGUUGUUGUUGUUGUUUUAUUUUUGUUUGUUGGGGUAGGGGGGUAGAACAGGGACUAUGCAUCCCAUGAUUAAAAAAAAAAGAACAUCUACACCGUUAUUUAUGUACAGUGCAAAUGUUUUCAGAUAUAAUUUACCAGAUAAGCUAUUAACCUUUUGAGGCACAUCAAUUACUACAGUGGACGGCUUCUCGUGUUAUCAGGUUACAGGGUGCGUGAAAGGUGGCGAUGAAGUUUUCACGGGUUGGUCAGCUGGUUUGAGCAAGCAAGUGAAAGAUGGACUGUAUUCGAUAUAUUAUAUAAGCAAUGACAAAAGUAUGCCGCUUUGCCUUUUCAUAUUAGUAACAACACUUAAACUCUGAAACCAACAUGUUUCAGUUUGGAAAAAUAAUGUCCUACUGUUCUUUUUUUCUUUUCUUUUCUUUUUCCACCCUUUGCUCAAUUUUAGCAGGAGUUCUCCUUGUUUACAUUUUUUAUUCCAGCAGCCCAGGACCAACUGGGCUGCUGGUCUCAUCGUCCUGCCUCCCGCCCCACCACCACCCCUGUUUAGACAUUUUCGCGAGAUCUGGGCCACAGACAUGGGAACGAAAGCCAAAGAUUUUCGCAUCACUCAUUUCUGUAUAUUUAUCAUAUCCCGGAUUAAAUUUUGUAAUCGAUUUCCCCA